Messenger RNA from Guyanagaster necrorhizus, 2123 nucleotides. Its product is annotated as heat shock protein 70. The record is from RefSeq and is a predicted model, not a curated record. The coding region runs from base 46 to 1992 and encodes 648 amino acids. The transcript has 9 exons. Gene Ontology annotation, molecular function: ATP-dependent protein folding chaperone; ATP binding. NCBI's taxonomy places the organism in Eukaryota, Fungi, Basidiomycota, Agaricomycetes, Agaricales, Physalacriaceae.
UUUUUUUCUUCACCACCUCCAUUGCAUAGACAUUUAUCUUUAACCAUGUCGUCGUCAAAAGCUAUCGGUAUUGAUCUGGGUACCACUUACUCCUGUGUCGGUGUCUGGCAGAAUGACCGUGUUGAGAUCAUCGCCAAUGACCAAGGUAACCGGACGACACCUUCGUAUGUCUCCUUCUCCGACAACGAGCGUCUCAUCGGCGAUGCUGCCAAGAACCAAGUCGCCAUGAACCCCCACAACACCGUCUUCGAUGCAAAGCGUCUCAUUGGACGCAAGUUCCAAGACGCGGAAGUGCAGGCUGAUAUCAAGCACUUCCCUUUCAAGGUCUUUGACAAGGGUGGAAAGCCGUACAUUCAGGUUGAAUAUCGGGGUGAACAGAAGGAUUUCUCCCCCGAAGAAAUUUCAUCCAUGGUCCUUCUUAAGAUGAAGGAGACCGCGGAGUCUUACCUCGGCACUACCAUCAAUAACGCCGUCGUUACUGUCCCUGCUUACUUUAACGACUCUCAACGUCAAGCUACCAAGGAUGCUGGAACCAUUUCUGGCAUGAACGUCCUUCGUAUCAUCAACGAACCCACAGCUGCUGCCAUUGCCUACGGUCUUGAUAAGAAGGUGACCGGUGAACGCAACGUCCUCAUCUUUGAUCUUGGUGGAGGAACUUUUGAUGUGUCCCUCUUGACCAUCGAAGAGGGUAUCUUCGAAGUGAAGGCCACUGCUGGUGACACUCACUUGGGUGGUGAGGACUUCGAUAACCGUCUCGUCAAUCAUUUCGUCCAGGAGUUCAAGCGAAAGAACAAGAAAGAUCUUUCCUCUAACCCUCGUGCUCUCCGUCGUCUCCGUACCGCUUGCGAACGUGCAAAGCGUACUCUCUCAUCUGCCGCCCAGACUUCGAUCGAAAUCGACUCUCUCUUUGAGGGUAUCGACUUCUACACUUCCCUUACCCGUGCUCGUUUCGAGGAGCUGUGUCAGGACUUGUUCCGAAGCACCCUCGACCCUGUCGAGAAGGUUCUUCGGGAUUCCAAGAUCGACAAAUCCAACGUACACGAGAUCGUCUUGGUCGGCGGUUCCACUCGUAUCCCCCGUAUCGUCAAGCUCGUGUCUGACUUCUUCAAUGGCAAGGAGCCCAACAAGAGCAUCAACCCUGACGAGGCUGUUGCUUACGGUGCGGCCGUGCAGGCUGCUAUCCUCUCUGGUGACACUUCGGAGAAGACCCAGGAUCUCCUGCUUCUCGAUGUUGCCCCCUUGUCUCUCGGUAUCGAGACCGCUGGUGGCGUCAUGACUGCCCUUAUCAAGAGGAACACUACUGUUCCCACUAAGAAGUCGGAAACCUUCUCCACCUACGCUGACAACCAGCCUGGUGUGUUGAUCCAGGUGUUUGAAGGUGAACGUGCUCGCACCAAGGACAACAACUUGCUCGGUAAAUUCGAACUCUCUGGUAUCCCCCCCGCUCCACGUGGUGUCCCUCAAAUUGAGGUCACCUUUGAUAUUGAUGCCAAUGGUAUCUUGAACGUGUCAGCAUCUGACAAGACCACUGGGAAGUCGAAUCGCAUCACUAUCACCAACGACAAGGGCCGUCUAUCGAAGGAGGAAAUUGAGCGCAUGGUUAACGAAGCCGAGAAAUACAAGGCCGAAGAUGAGGCCGCUGCUGCCCGUAUCACUGCCAAGAACAGCCUCGAGUCGUACGCAUACAAUUUGCGCAACUCGAUGACAGAGGAGAAACUCGCCGACAAGUUCGAGGCCUCUGAUAAGUCCCGUCUGGAGACCGCUGUCCACGAGACCAUCUCAUGGCUCGAUAACUCGCAAGAGGCCUCCAAGGAAGAGUAUGAGGAGAAGCAGAAAGAGCUAGAGGCCAUUGCGAACCCCAUCAUGCAGAAACUCUAUGGUGCUGCAGGUGGUGCUCCUGGUGGUGCUCCUGGUGGCUUCCCCGGCGGCGCACCAGGCGGUUUCCCUGGCGGCGCAAGCGAGGAUGGCCCUAGCGUCGAGGAAGUGGACUAAAUGCGUCGGUGUUGCUAGGUCUCCAUGCGUGUUUCUUUCGGACUGAUGAUCUGUACGGGCAAAAAUUAUAAUGAUUGCAUUUCAUGUACGCUACGCUUAGAUAAAAAUUCAACACCUGUAUUUUAUGCGGC